This is a messenger RNA of Hippocampus comes (tiger tail seahorse), 831 nucleotides long. RefSeq names its product ADP-ribosylation factor 4. The transcript is spliced from 6 exons. Gene Ontology annotation, molecular function: GTP binding; GTPase activity. Lineage: Eukaryota; Metazoa; Chordata; Actinopteri; Syngnathiformes; Syngnathidae. The record is from RefSeq and is a predicted model, not a curated record. Bases 155 to 697 code for a protein of 180 amino acids.
GGCACCGAGGAGGAGGAGGAGGAGGAGGAAGAAGAAGAAGAGAAACAAGAGGUCCGAGCUUCCAGCGAGUUUCGGCCUCCCGGUUGGACCAUUCCCCGACGCCGAACGCGAGGAGCGCUCAUCUCAUCUCGGACGAGAACACCCUCUUGACAAAAUGGGGCUGACGAUCUCGACGAUGUUUGCCAGGCUCUUCGGCAAGAAGCAGAUGAGAAUCCUGAUGGUGGGCUUGGACGCAGCUGGCAAAACCACCAUUUUGUACAAACUCAAGCUGGGGGAGGUCGUCACCACCAUUCCCACCAUCGGCUUCAACGUGGAGACGGUGGAAUACAAGAACAUCUGCUUCACCGUUUGGGAUGUUGGCGGCCAGGACAAGAUUCGACCUCUCUGGAGACACUACUUCCAGAACACGCAGGGUCUGAUCUUCGUGGUGGACAGCAACGACCGAGAGCGAAUAGCGGAAUCGGCCGAGGAGCUUUCAAAGAUGGUCCAGGAGGACGACCUGAAGGACGCCGUGCUGCUGGUGUUUGCCAACAAGCAGGAUCUUCCCAACGCCAUGGCUGCCAGCGAACUCACCAAGAAACUGGGCCUGAACGACAUGCGCAGCCGCACCUGGUACGUGCAGGCCACCUGCGCCACUCAGGGGACGGGGCUCUACGAGGGCCUCGACUGGCUGUCCAACGAGCUCGCCAAGCACUAGACGGCGUCCGGCGAACCCAAAGUGGCGGGAGGGAAGGGAGGCGUGGAAUUUCACAGGACUGUUUCUUCUUCUUCUUCUUCUUUUUUUUUUUUAAAUUAUAAACGUGUCAGCGGGAGGCAACUUCUCAGACUCUC